GCUACAUCCCCUAUGCAUCUCCUACCAGCCCACACAAACGCACGCACGCGCACGCGCGCGCACACACGCUCCAGAAAAAAAGGAGGAAAAAAAAAACACAGCUCGACAGCGCGAGAUGACAGCGAAGAGAGACGCGUCGCGGCCGCUGAGCAGCUCUCGCCUCCGGGAGAGGAAGGGAGCGGCGGAGCGGGCGCAGGCUAACCCCGACUGGUUUGAUCUCUCCCCUCGGCAGGAACCGGAGAAAGGGCCGGUGUCCGCGGCGGGGAUCCAUGCCCAUGUGGUGGGGGCGGUCGCCGGCUCCGGUGCCGCGGACGAGUCGUCUGACAGCGAAGCGGAGCAGGAAGGCCCCCAGAAACUCAUCCGGAAAGUGUCCACCUCGGGCCAGAUUAGGAGCAAGACGAGUAUAAAGGAGGGACUGUUGCUGAAACAGACCAGCUCGUUCCAGAGGUGGAAAAAGCGCUACUUCAAACUGAGAGGCCGAACGCUCUACUACGCCAAAGACGCCAAGUCCCUUAUCUUCGACGAGGUGGACCUGUCGGAUGCCAGCGUUGCAGAGUCCAGCACAAAGAAUGUCAACAACAGCUUCACCGUGAUCACGCCGUUCCGUAGGCUCAUCCUCUGCGCCGAGAACAGGAAAGAGAUGGAGGACUGGAUCAGUUCGCUGAAGUCCGUCCAGUCCAGAGAGCAUUACGAGACGGCACAGUUUAAUGUGGAACAUUUCUCGGGGAUGCACAACUGGUACGCCUGCUCGCACGCCCGGCCUACCUUCUGCAACGUCUGCAAAGACAGCCUGUCCGGGGUCACGUCUCACGGCCUCUCCUGCGAAGUGUGCAAAUUCAAGGCCCACAAGCGCUGUGCUGUCAGAGCCACUAACAACUGCAAAUGGACAACCCUGGCUUCCAUAGGGAAGGAUAUCAUUGAGGAUGAGGAUGGGAUUGCCAUGCCUCACCAGUGGAUGGAGGGCAACCUGCCCGUCAGUGCCAAGUGCGCUGUGUGCGAUAAGACGUGCGGCAGCGUCCUGAGGCUGCAGGACUGGCGCUGCCUCUGGUGCAAAGCGAUGGUGCACACCGCCUGUAUGGACCUGUACCCUCGCAAGUGUCCUCUCGGUCAGUGCAAAGUCUCCAUCAUCCCCCCGACGGCACUCAACAGCAUCGACUCCGAUGGCUUCUGGAAGGCCACCUGCCCCCCGUCCUGCGCCAGUCCCCUCCUGGUCUUUGUCAACUCCAAAAGUGGUGACAACCAGGGGGUGAAAUUCCUCCGACGCUUCAAGCAGCUCCUCAACCCGGCUCAAGUCUUCGACCUGGUCAACGGCGGGCCGCACCUCGGUCUGCGCCUGUUCCAGAAGUUUGACAACUUCCGGAUCCUGGUGUGUGGAGGCGAUGGCAGCGUGGGCUGGGUCCUCUCCGAGAUCGACAAACUCAAUCUCCACAAACAGUGCCAGCUGGGGGUGCUGCCCUUGGGCACGGGCAACGAUCUGGCGCGGGUGCUGGGCUGGGGCCCUUCGUGCGACGACGACACCCAGUUGCCCCAGAUCCUGGAGAAGUUGGAGAGGGCCAGCACCAAGAUGCUGGACCGCUGGAGCAUCAUGACCUACGAGAUUAAGAUCCCACCCAAACACAGCUGCCCCACCACGCCCGAGGGAGCCAACGACUGCCAGUUUCACAUUUCAGCCUAUGAAGACUCCGUAGCUGCUCACCUCACGAAGAUCCUCAACUCUGAGCAGAACUCCGUGGUCAUCUCCUCUGCCAAGGUCCUGUGUGAAACGGUGAAGGAUUUUGUUUCCAAAGUGGGGAAAGCCUACGAAAAAAGUGCAGACAACACGGAGGAGUGCAACACCAUGUCUCUCAAAUGUGGCGUCCUCAACGAGAAACUGGACUCCCUCCUCCAGGCGCUCAACUCCGAGAGCCGGGCGCCACCGUCGCUCUCCCACUCCACCCCUCCCAUCGUGGAGGAGGAAGAGGACGAGGAGGCCAGCGAGGAGAGCCUGACGGAGCUGAAGGAGAAGAUGGAGGAGGAGGAGACGGAGAAAGGUGGCGGAGGGGCCCCGCACCAGCUGUUCAAAAGCAGGGAGCAGAUGAUGCUCCGGGCCAACAGUCUGAAGAAAGCCCUGCGACAGAUCAUAGAGCAGGCCGAGAGAGUGGUGGACGAGCAGAACGCCCACACGGAGGCCACCGAGCUGCCGUCUCCGCUGGAGUUCAGGAAGGACGGCGAGGAGGAGAACAGAGACAGCGAGAAGGACGAGGACACCAAGGAACUGGAAGCAGUGACGUCUGCCAAGAGUCCCUGUUCCCCCCCGGAGAGGAGGGUGAGCCGCUGCACCCAGUCCUACAGCGCCUUCUCCAUCACCCCCUUCACCACCAGCAAGGAGAACCUGCCCGUGCUCAACACACGCAUCAUCUGCCCCGGCUUGCGGGCAGGUCUGGCUGCCUCCAUCGCUGGCAGCUCCAUCAUCAGCAAGAUGCUGCUGGCUAACAUCGACCCCUUCGGUGCCACGCCGUUCUACGACCCCGACCUCGACUCCCUAGUGGGCUACAUGGAGAAGUGCGUGAUGAACAACUACUUCGGCAUCGGGCUGGACGCCAAGAUCUCCCUGGAGUUCAACAACAAGCGAGAGGAGCACCCGGAGAAGUGCAGGAGUCGCACCAAGAACAUGAUGUGGUACGGCGUUCUGGGCACAAAGGAGCUUCUGCAGAGAACCUACAAGAACCUGGAGCAGAAGGUGCAGCUCGAGUGCGACGGCCAGUACAUCCCCCUGCCCAGCCUUCAGGGGAUCGCAGUGUUAAACAUUCCAAGCUACGCGGGCGGGACAAACUUCUGGGGCGGCACCAAGGAGGACGAUAUCUUCUGUGCCCCGUCGUUUGACGACAAGAUCCUGGAAGUGGUGGCUGUGUUUGGGAGCAUGCAGAUGGCUGUGUCCAGGGUCAUCAAGCUGCAGCACCACCGCAUUGCACAGUGCCGGACCGUGAAGAUUACCAUCCUGGGGGAUGAGGGAGUUCCCAUUCAGGUGGACGGCGAGGCCUGGAUCCAGCCGCCCGGAGUCAUCAAGAUCCAGCACAAGAACAGAGCCCAGAUGCUCACCAGAGACCGGGCGUUUGAGAACACGUUGAAGUCGUGGGAGGACAAGUUGAAGUACGACAAGCAUCCUUUGCGGCCACACCUCUACCCGCAGCAGUCCGUGGAUCUGGCUACGGAGGAGGAAGCCGCCAUGGUGCAGAUGUGCGCCCGAGCGGCAGAGGAGCUCAUCACGAGGAUAUGCGAGGCUGCGAAGACCAACGGGCUUUUGGAGCAGGAGCUGGCUCAUGCUGUCAAUGCCUCGUCUCACGCCAUCAACAAAACACACCCCAAGUUCCCGGAGAGUCUGACCAGAAACACGGCGAUAGAAGUGGCCAGCACCGUCAAGGCUCUGUACAACGAGACCGAGUCUCUGCUGCUGGGCCGAGUCUCUCUGCAACUGGACCCCCCAGAGGAGGAUCAGCUGUCCAGUGCUCUGCAGAGUGUGGAUCUGGAACUGGGCAAACUGGGAGAGAUCCCCUGGCUCUACCACAUACUGCAGCCCAACGACGAAGAGGUUGACUGUGCUUAUGUACCAGGACCACUCUCUGGGUUACGGCAAGAGGAACAGUCGCAGCAGCAUGUUUCGCAUAGUGCCCAAGUUCAAGAAGGAGAAGGCCGCCAAGAAGACGAGCCCUCAGUCAGUGGAGAGAUGGGGCCCAGAGGAGGUGGGAGUCUGGCUGGAACAGCUGAGUCUGGGGGAGUACAGAGACACCUUCAUCCGACACGACAUCAGAGGCUCGGAGCUGCUGCACCUGGAGAGAAGGGACCUGAAGGAUCUGGGGAUAUCGAAAGUGGGUCAUAUGAAGAGAAUUCUCCAGGGAACUAAAGACCUGGCCAAGGCCUCUAUGGUUGACCUCUAACCCUGGAAGCCCUCCCCCAUCGGUGGAAGAGUGUGCAGCAGCGAAGGUGACGAGAGGAGAGCCGGAUUCUUUUUUGUUUUGUUUUUGUAUCCCUCUGCUGAGAAAGCAGUCGUGAUGUUGUUGACGAGACGACGUCGGCGUGUUCGUUUGUGCUUCGGUGCCAAAAUGACCGUCGAGAAAGCGAAUUGAAAUGCAAAAGGACUUCAUGGAUCUUCACACACACGAGAAAGAAAAAAGAAAAAAAGGGAACAAAAGCCCCUUUUUUAAGUUAUUAACCAUUCAUUGCGCACAAUCAGGUAUGCAACCAACCGUACGGUUGGCAGUCGACUUGUUGUUUGAGUUGUGACGACAAUAGUAGCAAAAACCAGGACUUUCACGAGCGAGGGAUCGAGCUCCGCUUGGCAUCCCGGAGCUGCCGAGGCAUCGACGCGGCCUUCGGGGGUUCAGCGUCGCAUCUGAAGAUGAAGGUGUGACAUCACAGUGCAGCCGGUGGUCUGGAAGGUGGGACGAACAGUGGGAUACUGUCGCAUGCUGUGCUUGCUCGUCUUUACAUUUGUUGAAUUGCAUGAUAAGUGUCUUGAUUCUUUUUCCCUUUAUUUUGUUAUCUUUUUUUUCUUUUCUUUUUUCUGUGCAAAAUAACACUUGAACAAGUUUUACAUGACUUAAGUAUUAGGAUGCCAUUUGUUACUACUGAAAGCAUCUUUUAUGGUCUAAAUCCAACUUUUCCUUCUUUUUUUCCGAGCUUUAAUUUAUUUUGUUUGCAUGCUAACGAUGUGUCAAAGAUUUGUGUUGAGUGCCAUAUUUUUAGUCAUCUAGUGUAGAACGUGCUUUAUUGGUAGAAGUCAUAAGAAGUUUUAUUUUAUUUUCUUCUUCUUCUUCUUAUUUUAAAGCUGUUGAUGAGGUGUGAAUAUUUGGAAUUAGUAUUUGUGAGUGGACACGUUCUCUGUGGGUGUGAAAUCAGUACCAAAGUGAAUGUCUACGAAAACAUUGAUGACUUUGUUCAGUUCGCGCAUCUUAAAUUAAAUAGGCCAGUAGGUCUUAGUUCUUAAUUCCAUUUAAGGAGGAGAUUGGCGUUGGCACGAAGCCAACCGCAUCACCCAUAGGGUGGCGGAGUUUAUUUUUUAUUUUUUAAGGAAACACUUAAAAGGCACUUUCUACUUCUUGCUUCAUGCAAGUGCAAAUACUCAUAUCAUUACAUAGAAGUAACGGUUCACCUCAACUUUUGAACUUUUGGCAAUUUAACGCAGUAUUUAACACUCAUGAGAAUAGCAGUAAGAUAUCGUUUUUUAAUGUGUAACAGAGCAGUUGAUCUGCGGCCUGCAUGGCAUCGUUCAAGUGCAGCUUUAUUAUUUUUCUUUAUUUUUUUCUUCUUUAAAUUCCAAAGUGAGACGUUGAUUGAUAGAACACUACUUUUACCUUGUUAGUUUCUACUAAGACUGGUGGCAUUACAGGGUAUAUUUCUAUAUGUGAUGCUAAGUUUGUAUAAACAUAUAUGCACUGUAUAUAUAUAUAUAUACAUAUAUAUAUAUGUAUGCAAACCAUGUUUGUAAGUGUUGUAGUCUAACGCAUUUGUAGAUUGCUGACAUGGCAUGCAUUGUCAACAGCUGACACAUUUGAUUGUGUAUAUUACACCAUAACAUUUGUGUGUUGUUGAUGUGUGUUCUAAUCUCUUGUACACGAUAAGGCUGUUGUCGUCUAAUGAUGGUGCAAUAUUUGAUCUCUUGUUUUGAUACUGUCUCUGCAGCUUUCUGGCAUGAUGUUUAUCAGUGGGGGCGGGGGGGGGGGCAAACAAACAAAAAAGCGUUGAAAGAGGUUUUUUUGUACAUGUACUCUUCCCCUGAGGUUUAGUGGAUUAGAUUUUAAGUUUAUAGUUAAGGCCCGUAGAAAGAGUGCUUUCUUUCUUAUGGACUCCAAAUUUCUUCCAGCGGUUCAGUAGUUUGUAGUUUUGCUCCUCUGUGCUUCCAGGAUGAUACACUAGAGUAGGACUGUGUCAGCGGGUGAGGAGAACGGGCAGACACGACUGUUGUGUUUACACCUAAUAUGUAUCACAAUGUAUUUGUCCACAUUGAACCCUUUCAUCAGCAAUCGUAUACUUACGAUUGCCAACUAAUUGUAUCACGCCAUUUCAACUCUGAUAUCUUCCCCCCUUUCGGAGAGCAAUGUGUUGCUUUGUGUGUCAGGUUUAAUUCUGCCUUUUCACCUUUUUAAGCGGAAUAAGUCUAAAAUAGUUUAAAACUUUUAUUUUCUUCAUUUCGUGAAUAUCGAGUGCUACGUUUUAACACGUGCACACAUUUUCAUCUGUCAUCAUCCAACGCAUCCUAAAUGGUAAUGGCAUGUGAGCGAGUCAGGGGCUGAAUCUGCAUGAGCUGUCUCUCGUAUUCCACCAGAGGGCGAUGUCCCCCCCCCAGUCUGGCUGUUGCUCAUGCCGACAAUCAGUUGCGUUCAGGCUCCUGUGUUCAGUGGGCCGCCGCGUUGCAGAAAUCAAUAAGCCUAUCAAUCAAAUUCAAGACAUCUUCUUUUUUUGUUGUUGCUCAUACUUAAUAAUAACCAUCAUUGAUAAACGGUCAAUGUGUAGUUAAUUGAACUGUAGCUAAUAGUCGAACAAUGAAAUGAUCUAUUAAUAAUGUUGACUAAUUAGUUUAGCUACUUAUGUAUUUCAUCAUAGCUGAUAAGAGAUGAAAAUAAUUACAUUAUAAUUACACUAUUAAUAUACAUUGUUGUACAUGUCAAAUUUUAGAUACUGUAUUAUGAAUUUGUUAAUUAAGCGUCUGUGUAUUUAGAAAAGCUCUAUACAAGUCUGAAUUAUUAUUAUUAUUAUUAUUAUUAAUGAUUACCACAUUAUUUGUAAAACAUCUAUAAACCUUAGAUAGACCGACCCGAAAUCAAUUAAUUGACAAAGUAUACAAACUGUCUAAAUAAUAUUUCUAGAUGAUUUCCAAGUUAUUUAUUAGCCAUUUAACCCUCUGGAGUCGAGGGUCAUUUUCUCGAUUUUAGCAUUUUUUAAAUAUUUACCCUUUAACGCAGUAUUAUAAUCAUUGACUAUCGAAAUAAAGUUAAAAGAUGGUGAUCAUAUAAUAUAGAAGAUGUUAUGCAACAAUAAACAGUUUUACUAUUAUUUACUAGUCAACAUUAUGAAUCACCAUUUCAUUGUUUGUCAACGAAAUGUUUAUUUAUUGAUGAUGGUUGUUAUUGAGUGUGACCCUGCCUUUUUUUUUCUUGGAGUAGAUCAGAUUAAUUGUUGUCUAUUUAAUGACCAUUGGCCUUCUAAUAGCCAGAAUCUCUGGAUUUCGGUUUAGUCCAAGUUGAAGCCUUUCUGUUAACAUGUGCUUUAAAUGGGGCGCUGUACUACAACUGCUGCACGCUGCCUUGUUCAGUCGCUGUUUGUUUUAUGAGACCUCCACCAUGCAGUCGGCAUCCACUAAUACCGUUGCAGGUCCUGAGCUGUGUGUCUGUCCCUGUUUCCGUUCUCCAUGCGUCCAAAGUGUCUGCCGGGGUCUCUGGCCCCAGACUCCAGGCGAGAGAAUGCUCGACCUCUCCACACAGAGUGGAAGUAGCCACCUUUCUCCCUCGCUGUGUUUUCCAGUGGUCUGUAAAUAAUGCUGCACACUGCCUGGUUUCCCAACUAACAAACAAACGAAACCCAUGCAAGGAACCCCAAAAGAUGGGAUGACAUGAUAGCUCUGACGUGCGGGUUCCUGAAGUGAUGGGAGAAAAGUGAGUUUCAUUUGUUUACAUUAUGUUUACAAUGGCACAGUUUUCAUUUUUAAGACUAUAUAUGUAGGUAUAAACAAUAUUUGCAUAUUUAUUGCCUAAGGUUAAAUGACAUGAUGUGUG
Messenger RNA from Pseudoliparis swirei, 7748 nucleotides. RefSeq names its product diacylglycerol kinase, eta (gene dgkh). NCBI's taxonomy places the organism in Eukaryota, Metazoa, Chordata, Actinopteri, Perciformes, Liparidae. The transcript has 29 exons. The coding region runs from base 116 to 3880 and encodes 1254 amino acids. The record is from RefSeq and is a predicted model, not a curated record. Gene Ontology annotation, molecular function: ATP-dependent diacylglycerol kinase activity; protein binding. Gene Ontology annotation, biological process: diacylglycerol metabolic process; lipid phosphorylation; intracellular signal transduction.